GCCUUUCCAUUCUCCAGCCAUCAUCUCUCUCCUGCCUGGACUGCACUAGGGCACAACAUUUGUUUCCACAAUGCCUGAAAUAGAGAGGAAGCCCAAGAUCUCAGCUUCACGCAAACUCCUUCUAAAGAGUUUGAUGCUGGCUAAAGCCAAAGAAGAAUGGGAACAAGAACAAGUGGACAAACAAGGAGAGAAGGAGAGAUAUUUGGCAGAAAGGAUAACAUCUUUGCAUACUAGUGGGCUUUCUUACUCCCAACUCCAGGAUCUGUGCAGGGAGCUUCAUGAGAAGGUAGACAUUGUGGAUGAAGAGAGAUAUGACAUUGAGGCAAAGUGUAACCAUAACACACGGGAGAUUAAAGACUUGAAAUUGAAGGUGCUUGACCUUAGGGGAAAAUUCAAGCGUCCUCCCUUGCGCCGUGUCCGCGUAUCCGCAGAUGCUAUGCUUAGAGCUCUGCUUGGCUCGAAGCACAAAGUAUCCAUGGACCUGAGAGCCAACCUCAAGUCUGUCAAGAAAGAGGAUACAGAAAAGGAACGCCCAGUAGAAGUUAGUGACUGGCGUAAGAAUGUGGAGGCCAUGUCAGGAAUGGAAGGCAGGAAGAAGAUGUUUGAUGCUGCCAAAUCACCAACCGGACAAUGAGAAGUCAUAUUUCUUUUACAGAAAAAUGAACAGCCCUUCCAUAGAGCCUAAGUGCAUCACUUUUUUUUUUCUUGGUGCUUCCUUUGUCUCACCAUUUUUCUGCAUUAUCUACUGCCCCACAGCAAUUUUGAGUAACAUGGAAGAUUUUAUUACAGGUAGUCUUUGACUUGCAUUCAUUUAGAAGUUAUAACGACACUGAAAAAGGUGACUUAUGACCAUUUUUUACACUUAUGACUGUUGUAGCAUCCCUGUGAUCAUGUGAUCAAAAUUCAGAUGCUUGGCAACUGGCAUGUAUUUAUGACAGUUGCAGUGUCCCAGGGUUAUGUGAUCCCUUUUUGCAAUCUUCUGACAAGCAAUGGGGAAGCCAGAUUCACUUAACAACUGUGUUAGUAACAUAACAACUGCAGUGAUUCAUUUAACAACCAUAGCAAAAAAAAGUUGUAAAACAAGGCAAAACUCACUCAACAACUGUCUUGCUUAGCAAUAUACAUUUUGGGCUUGAUUUUGGGCAAAACCUAUUGGUCAUAAGUUUAGGACUACCUGUACUGCAAUUCAUGCCACCACAUCCUGAUUCAUGCCAUCAGGCCAACAGGAACACUUGCCUUCUUGCUAGCACAUGUCCACACAAUGAUUAUUGUCACAAUUUGUCAGUACGGUACCAUCUCUGCCCUACAGAAAAGAUGGCGAUUCUGAGUUGAUGGCAUUUGAAAUGCAGAAAGAAAGCUGGUGCUUUGUCUGACAUCAUCUCAGAUCAGAUCUUUGCUCAGGAGAUGACAUCGCUUACGGACUGAAAUGCAGCCCAGACUGUAGCUACAGAGGCUUUAGUGCCUGCUCUGUUCAGCAAGAAAAUAUUUCAACCUGUUCCAUGAAAUACAGCUUGGAAUAGGUGACUAUACUUUCUCUGUAUUCCAUUAAAGAAAAACAAAAUGAGUAGCAUCAAGAACAAA
This is a messenger RNA of Notechis scutatus (mainland tiger snake), 1581 nucleotides long. The record is from RefSeq and is a predicted model, not a curated record. Lineage: Eukaryota; Metazoa; Chordata; Lepidosauria; Squamata; Elapidae.